AUGAGUGCUACCGGCAAUCCAAUCUUGGAUUAUGUCCAGAUGUUGACUACGGUAAAGAAGGGUCUUCCGUUCGGUCAACCGGUUUGCGCGUACCCCUCCCACACCAUCUCAACCACGGCUCAGCUCGCAAAGCUUGCUUCGGAGCUCGGUCCCCACAUCGCCUUUCUUCAAGUCCAAGCCGAAAAUAUUGAAGAUUGGGGUCAACAUACCAUUGACGAGGUCACAUAUUACGCCAAAAAGCAUGGAUUCAUACUAUGGGAGGGUAGCCAAGUUUUGAACUCCACAGUCAACUUCAUGGGACGUGGGUUAGCCAAUCUAGAGACCCGCAAGGUUCUAGCCGACUUCGUUCACCACAAAUACACCAGCGGAUUAUUGAGGACUGCACAAUGGUCGGGGUUGGCUAUCUCAUGGGCACCGGGCGUGCCAUAUGAUCAACAAGAGAAAGACCUCUUAAUUCCGUCUCUUCGCAAAGCUGCCCGCGCAGCUGUAGCCGCCACCAGCAAAACCAUUCAAACCGAGAUCUCCGCCCAGGAGAGCGACUCGAUCCCCGAGGACGAAGAACCCCCCUUAUCUCCACCUUCGAAAAACGGCUGGCCCGAAUUCACCGGCGGUAAUAAUGGGAACAUCUUGCGAAAGUCAUCCACUAUCUCUGUUACCGAAUCGGUAACAAUGCAGCCUCAUGUUGAAACAGACGAGGGCAUCCCUCCUCCACCUCUACUCGCCCGUGGCAUGACCCUCUUUUUACCAUGCUCCAUUGACACGGCUUUCACGCACGAAUUCCGCCAGAGCACAAUAGCUGCCGGAUGCGCCAACUCCGAUUUCGUCGCUGGGUUCGUCACAAGCGAGCCAUACUUCCCCAAUUACCGUGGCAAUAACCUGUUGGAGCUUGCCUACGAAGACGGCCAUGGCAAUCGGAACCAGGAGGGCGGUGACUACCUGCUCAAGAAUUCCCCAUAUAUGGAUCAGGAUCUAACCCUCGGCUUGUUUUCUCUUAUACCCCCGGAGAUCAUUCUGGAAUACCAUGACGAAUAUAAAGAUACCAUCGACUCAGACUCAGAUUCUGAUUAUACUGCCAAGCUGUUCUUCAUGAUGGAUCAUGCCAUGAAGAUGCGCGAGGCUAGUCGCCAAGAGAAAGAACGUCAACCUCGUGAGGACGACGCUGACAGGCCCAGUCCUACUAUCUUCCAAGUUCCUGUCGUCAUACUUCCUUGA
Messenger RNA from Penicillium verhagenii, 1212 nucleotides. RefSeq lists its product as uncharacterized. The record is from RefSeq and is a predicted model, not a curated record. The transcript has a single exon. The coding region runs from base 1 to 1212 and encodes 403 amino acids. Lineage: Eukaryota; Fungi; Ascomycota; Eurotiomycetes; Eurotiales; Aspergillaceae.